Messenger RNA from Durusdinium trenchii, 1107 nucleotides. The record is from the annotation of a GenBank genome assembly. NCBI's taxonomy places the organism in Eukaryota, Dinophyceae, Suessiales, Symbiodiniaceae.
AUGCAAAUCGGCCUUCCUGUAUUACGUGAGGCCCUGAGGGGCAUCAACGGCACCAUUUUAGCUUAUGGCCAAACCGGCUCUGGAAAGACGCACUCGCUCCUCCACCAGUCGGCAAAGGGUGAGGAAGCUGGACUGCUGCCACGGCUUGUGGCAUCCUUGUUCCUUAUGAUCUCCCAAGACGUUGCCAACGUCUAUGAUGUCGAAGCAGCAGCAGUGCAGGUCUAUAACGAACAAGUGGACGACCUCUUGAAUCCAGACCACCAAAAUGGACAAGGCAAUAACUUGAACGUCCGUGAUGGUGGCAUCGUAACGGGCUUGAACUGGAUUCGAUGUAUGAAACCCGAUGAGAUGCUCGAAGCCUUCACAAGAGCUCGGGCCAAUGUGGUCUAUGCGGAGACGAAAAUGAACAAGGCCUCGAGUCGGAGUCACGCCAUCUUCCAGCUGCGGAUCUCCAAGCGCGAGCGGGUCUUCGAGGCUGCCAAGACAGGUCAGAAGGUGGAGUGCACCAUCGCCAGGCUGAAUGUGGUGGAUUUGGCGGGCUCAGAACGUGUGAAGAAGUCGGGCUCUGAAGGCAUGCGAUUUCAGGAAGCAACCAACAUUAACCGCAGCUUGUUGGCCUUCGGGAAUGUUGUCAGCGCCUUGGCAGCUCGCAAAUCGCAUGUGCCAUUGCGAGAUAGCAAGCUCACCAGGAUUUUGGAUGGAUCCAUUGGCGGAAAUUGUCGCACCUGCCUACUGGUUUGUGUCAAUUCGGCCUUCGAGCAUGUGGGAGAGACUUUGAACACCUUGGAGUUUGCAUCGCGAGCGAUGCGUGUGGAGGUGGAUGCAAAGGUCAAUACUGCCCUGGUCGAAGUUAGUGCCAAGAAUCUCCUGGCGGAUCUCAAUCCUGAAGCUCAUGAGUUUGGGAAGAAGGUCAUGGCGGACAAGAAGGAAAUCGAGGCUUUGCGGAAGCAAUCUGCAGAGGCCGCGGAGCAGGCGAAGAAGGAGGCAGAGAAACGUGAGAAGGUGCCUUUGAGAGCUUUCAGAAUGCCAAGCCUCCUAAAAGCGAUGGCCUCCAACCCAACAGCAGUGGCCUCCAACCUAAUGGCAGCGGCCUCCAACCUAGAGUAA